This is a messenger RNA of Bombus huntii, 6068 nucleotides long. It is a transcript of the gene Galphao, whose product is annotated as guanine nucleotide-binding protein G(o) subunit alpha. The transcript has 8 exons. The record is from RefSeq and is a predicted model, not a curated record. Gene Ontology annotation, cellular component: heterotrimeric G-protein complex. Lineage: Eukaryota; Metazoa; Arthropoda; Insecta; Hymenoptera; Apidae. Gene Ontology annotation, molecular function: GTP binding; G-protein beta/gamma-subunit complex binding; GTPase activity. Gene Ontology annotation, biological process: adenylate cyclase-modulating G protein-coupled receptor signaling pathway. Bases 164 to 1228 code for a protein of 354 amino acids.
CGUGGAAGAAGCUACGACUCCUGCGACGUGAGUCGCGAGCCGUGCUGGUUGGGCGGUGGUGGUGGUGGUGGUGGCCACGAAGAGGGUAGAGUAACGGUUUCCUAGCCGCCGAGGGAAAGGUAGAGGCUUGGUGGUGGCGUUUGUGAAGGCAACCUGUGGCAAGAUGGGCUGCGCCAUGUCCGCUGAAGAGCGGGCCGCACUGGCCCGUAGCAAGCAGAUCGAGAAGAAUCUGAAGGAGGAUGGUAUCCAGGCUGCUAAGGAUAUCAAGCUGCUACUGCUUGGUGCCGGAGAAUCUGGGAAAAGUACCAUCGUUAAACAAAUGAAAAUUAUCCAUGAAAGCGGAUUUACACCGGAAGACUUCAAGCAGUACAGGCCCGUAGUAUACAGCAACACGAUACAAUCUCUAGUCGCUAUUCUCAGAGCGAUGCCGAAUUUGGACAUCAACUUUUCGACCAAUGAACGGGAGCCGGACGCGAAAAUGGUGUUCGACGUGAUCCAAAGAAUGGAGGACACGGAACCAUUCAGCGAGGAGCUUUUGGCUGCGAUGAAUAGACUUUGGGCCGACAGCGGGGUCCAGGAAUGCUUUGGCAGGAGCAACGAGUAUCAACUCAACGACUCGGCGAAAUAUUUCCUGGAUGAUCUAGACCGAUUAGGGGCCAGGGAUUAUCAGCCUACGGAGCAAGAUAUUUUAAGGACCCGUGUUAAAACAACGGGAAUAGUCGAAGUCCACUUUUCUUUCAAGAAUCUUAAUUUCAAAUUGUUCGACGUGGGCGGCCAAAGAAGCGAACGUAAGAAAUGGAUCCAUUGCUUCGAGGAUGUUACCGCGAUCAUAUUUUGCGUUGCGAUGUCCGAGUACGAUCAAGUCCUGCACGAAGACGAAACGACGAAUCGAAUGCAAGAAAGCUUGAAACUGUUCGACUCAAUUUGCAAUAACAAAUGGUUUACCGACACCUCGAUUAUUCUCUUCUUGAACAAAAAGGAUCUUUUCGAGGAGAAAAUUCGCAAGUCUCCGCUCACCAUUUGCUUCCCCGAAUAUGCCGGGGCGCAAGAGUACGGUGAAGCAGCCGCGUACAUCCAGGCGCAAUUCGAGGCGAGAAACAAGUCAACCACUAAGGAGAUCUACUGCCACAUGACUUGCGCUACUGAUACCGACAACAUUCAAUUCGUGUUCGACGCAGUCACAGACGUCAUUAUCGCCAAUAAUCUCCGUGGCUGCGGUCUCUAUUAGGAUAAAUAUUGCCGUCGUGGAGCCGAUCGACCGACACACACUCACACUCACAUGCAUAAACACGACAGACAUGUAUUGCGAGAACGGGGGAGCGCGUGAGAAUGAGAGACUGCGAGAUUGUCAGGUUGCCGAGAGAAAGAUCGCGUGACAGAGGGGGAGAGAACGGCUGAAAGAACGGGAACGAGAAAAAGAGAUACACCUAUGUACCACCGCUACUACUACCGACCACCUGCGGAUACCUUCUCGACUUUUUUUAUCAGACACCUCUUUGUGCCAGCUCUUUCAACCUUUCUCCUUAUCAUACGCAAUGCAUUAUGUGCUGCUAAAGUGCUGCUAUGUAAGUAGGUUCACUUGUACAAUUCCUGAAUCCUCUCGCAUAAUAAUUUAGUAAUUACUAUAUUAUUAGCGAACCGAGAAUUCAUCAGUUAUAGGGUUCUCUUCUAUCAUUUUUCAUUGAACGGAAUGAUCAAAUAACUUAUGAUUUGCAAACUCUUAUAUAUUUCAUCAACAAAUUUCUUACCAUUGUGGAAGGAUAAUCUGUAACUUUUGAAUUGUAAAGUUUCACCAAUAAUAUUAGUUCAAUUGUCCAUGGUGAUUGAAUUAAGACCACGUGAAAUUUUCAACGGUUCUCAUUGUUACCGAGAAGUGUUAGCGAAAUCUUUUAUGGGAAAGUUAAAGGCAAAUGAAGGACGUCAUUCUAAUUCAAUGAACAGGGAUUGUAGAAGUUAGGAACUUCUCCCUGAGAAAGAUUUCUCAGAUUACUGACUGAUAUUAUAAAAAUAAUAUCUGUUGUGGAGUGUUGUUAGUAAAUCGCUUCUUCCAAUUGUCUUUUGAAGCGAGCAGAGAAUCGUGUAGGGACUUUUAAUAUCGGCAGCAUCAAGAAUGUUUCUCUACUAAAGAAAUUCAUCUUAUGAUUUGAAUUUUAUGUCUGGAAGAGAAUAGAGAAUAGCUUUCGGUUAAUCAAUCCUUCGAGCUAAAUACAUCUGGAUUGAAAUUGCAGUUAUUUACUAUUCUGCUUUUAAGUACUGAAUCCAAUCUUAAAAUGAAUUUCUCAAUAAAGAAACGUUCUUUUCUACAUCAUAAUCAGAUUUGAUUGCUGUAUUAAUUGCAACAGAGGACUUAACAUUGCCUUUACUCAUUGGUCAUUUUGUAUUUUAAACCGAUUGUGACUGAGUCGGUCUAUUAACGUUGGACAAUCUAUUAAACCAAUACCGAGUACUGUGAUCGAUCUUUUUGUUAACUGCCAGAACUGGUGAAUUUGUCAUAUAUAAAAAUCUAUUUUUGCGUCGAUAUUUGAAACUAAAAAAUUAUAUACAAAUGAGUGAAUUUCAUAUUUUAAACUUUGUUAAGAUUCAAAAGCUUGUAUAAUAUUACUUGUUUACUUAAAAAAAAUUAUCUGGGUCAAAGGGUCAAUAGUUAAGUCCUUCGUAAUCAAAAAUAUGGAAUUAAGGGAUAUGUUGAAAGAGGGCGCACAAUGAUCAAUCCAGAUUUUUCAUACAUUUCGCGGCAAAUCGCACAAAGACCAAUCACGAAGCACACUCGAAUCUCGAGAUCCUUCAUCUGAUUUUAUUGUAAAUUAGGGAAAGAAGAAUAUAGUUAUCUGUUCAGGUAGAAAAUUAAGCUGAACAACAAUUUUUUAACAUAGCAAAUAAUCCUAGUUAAUAGUUUAACUUGAAAAUUUUUUUGGUAAAAGAAAUAAUUUCUUUAAAAAUUGUUCAUUUGACAAACACUUUAAUUUUCUACCUGGGAAGAAACGAUUUAUAAGCUAAUAAUACAAUUUUCCUUUUUCACGAGUAGUAUAAUAAUAUUCAACUACUUUAACUUUAGUUGAAUAAGCAUGUUACGUUCAUCGCCGAUCGCACAAGUCGCGCACAAGUCGCGCACAAGAAACCGACGAAAAAAGUAUAUUUUUCUCUCAUACAAAAUAUUUUCUAUUUUCCGUGCAAAUCUACAAUUCCUACAUCUGUCGGAUACGUAUAAUAUUAUACUAUUCGGUUUUCGGUCAGUUCCUUUCGGUUAGAAAACUAAAUAAAAAAUGCGCUAAAAUUGUGUAAAAAGCAUAUAAACGCCGUUGAUCGAAACAAGCGAGAUUUAAGCGACACCAUAAAAACUCGAUAGAUAAGGUCAGAAUAGUGCAAGAUUGUCAAAGCAUGCAAAAAAAAAAAAAGACGUGAACAUCUUGAUGCGUAGAUAUUUAAUUAAAAUUCGAAUUCCGAUUCGUCAAACAUUUUUUGGCAACGAUUCGAGCAAGAUUCGUAACGCUAUGGACAAAUGGCGCACCGUGCAUGAGAAAGAAUUCUUCACUGUUUUUCCCUUAAAUUGAAUCAACAGUUUCGUUUCGUUCCAUUGUCACGCACAUUUACGCGACUGUACGCACAUGAUCGCACAAUUACACGCAACGACGCAAUCACACACACGUACACACGUUACACGUAUAUACAGGGUAUUCAGAAAUAGGUGGCCGAACUGUGGUAUAGUGUAGAAUACGAUACCAAUGUUUGGCCACUUAUUUCUGAAACAUUCUGCAUAGGACAUACGUUGAAGUGUUUACAUUUGCGAAAAGUGUAAGAGGUUCCACUCAACGAAGCUAGGAUCCUUGAAUUUCAGAAUUUUCUUCGUACGAUUUAGUUACCUUCUUACGCAAUUACGUUUUACGUUUCUUGAUUAGGUCAGGUGUGUUUAAGGAGCUUUCAAUUAUUCGAUGAAAUCUUAAUUUCGUAUUAAGUGAUAGUAGUGUUUUUGGAUCGACAGAAGCCGUGUCUUUACACUUCUUUUUUCAUCGAAGCAGUCCUUACUGACUUUAAAACGAAUAUCAGUGCAGACCGAAACAUUCCACGUACAGUCAAACGCAGUUCCCCCUUUUCUAUUUUUCCUUGGUUCGUAUUUAAUCAUCGCACAAUGUACCAAUUUUCGUUUUUUUUUCUUUUUUUUUUUAUAAUCUUUCUAUUUGAACGACUUUUUAUUUUUGUUUUGUUUUUUUUUUUUUUUUUUUUUUUUUGGAAAAGAUUUCACUCUCUUUUCCGGAAUUGCAAUUGCGAUUGAAAUGAGGAGCUGUGGCAGAAUUUUUGGGAAUUUUUGUAGGAAUCUUUUUACCAAAGAUAUUUGUUUAAAACUUUUAUAUAAAAAAAUAUCAUAUUCUAAAUUUAUAAUUAAUGUUUGUUGGGAUUUUUUAAAAUUUAUUUAAAAUAGUUGCAAUUGCAAUUCAUCGCUGUUCAAUUGUAAUAUAAAUUAAAAUAUCGAGAAGUGUUUGACCAAAAAGAACCAAAGAAUCGAGUAGAACAAUAAUUACAAAUGUAAAGAAAAAAGAAAGGGAAGAAGGAAGAAAGAAAAAAUAUUCUCAAAAUUAAUCUGAAUUAUGUAGGCCAAGGCCAAGAAGAAUUUCACUAUUUUUUCUUUCGGCGAUUAGUACCAAAAGAAAGAACACCUUUCUUCUACGUUUCGAUUUUGAUUUUUCCUAAUCUUUCUUUUUUUCUCUUUUUGUUUUUAUACGUCGAUUUUUGCGAAUUAUUUUUAUAUCGUUAGUUGGAUCUAGAGGAUAAAAACAAGAUUUAAAAAAAAAGAUAGUAUUACUGUCACCGCCGUUGCCAUAUUACUGUAAAAGUUAAUAUAUAAAUUUUAGGGCUAUCGAUUAUAAUUAAUUAAGUAUUCCUAUAUGUAGUAGCCAUAAUUAUGUAUAAAUAAGUACGCAUAUAGAACUUCUAGUCAAAUAGAGAACGUACUAGCUCGUACAAAAAGAAAAUGUGUAACGAUCGGGGAAGUGAUUGCUUUGAUUUAUUUCUUUCGCAGCGAGGAUUUUUAUUACUCUUAACUAUUAUUAUUAAUUUUCAGUUCGUUUCAAUAUCUGUAAUCGAUAAUAAAUUGACAGGAAGAUGUAGCUUUUAUAUUUAUACUUACACUAUCGGUUAGAAUAUUUGAGGCGCCAAAUUUAAACUAGUGAUUAACGAUUUGAUUGAUUUAAAAGAGAAAAGAAAAGUUUAAGUUUCAACCGACAAAGAAGAAGCAACCAGUGAAAUGAAAAUAAAGGAUAACGAUAGAUUGUAAAUCGAGAUAAUUGUAAUACGUAACGGAUGUGCAAUUUCGAAUUUAGAAAUUGUAAUUCAGUUAUUAUUAUAACCGCCUAGGAUAAAUGCAAUGAAUUAAACUGUGUAUAGCAGUGAUCGCCUUGAUAUUCUUCAUUCUUGUUGGUUUUUCCCCGAUCAGGCUCGCCAGUAGCAGUCGAAGCUGCUAGUGAAAUUUCCCUAUAUUUCUCGAGGGUUGCUUCUGAAUUUGAAGAAAUGGGAAGAGUCACAUUCAUGAAUAUUUCUACAUUAAACUUUCUGUAUUUAUCGUUUUCAUUUAAAUUACUUAUAUUUUUUUUCACUUAUUUCGUUCGUUUAUUUCAAUUUUCUUUUUAUUCGCUUACCAGCGUGAAAUUCAGGGAUUUUUAAGUGAAAACCACGAAAACCUUUCGAUUUUUGCACGACGACAUAUUUCUCGCCUUCGGACGCUUUUUUAUGCCAUAAGCUAUAAAUUGUUAUUGUUUUGUAAUAAGCACACACUCUCAUCCGGCUAAUUAUUGAACUAAUGGCAAGUCGCGAUUUUUCAAUCUACAACAUUUUUACCAGCUCAAUCAGUUAACUUAACAGCUACCGAUAUAUCUUCAACAAAAGAAAUUUCAAAUUUUGAAUUUGCAUUUGAAAGAUAACAAAGGAACAAGAAAUUACUAGAUUGUGGAUCGAGAAAUCGUUAUCGUUGCUCCUAAUUAUCGAGAAGCAGCAGUUCACGGUUUGUAAGUUCCAACGAGAAUUAGAAACCGAAAAAAAAAAAAAAAAAAAAAAGAAAAAAUAGAAUAGAAUAAAAA